GAUUAAAAAAGAGAGAGAGAGAGAGAGAGACAGCGCGGUCUGUCCCGAAAGCAACUCAAUUUGAAAACUCUCGGAGCGCGGUGCCCGCGCCCUGACCCCGCAGGUCUCGCCUAGUUGGGGCUGAACAAAAACACUCGGGUGACAGUUUGGUGACAGAGGCUCCAGGGACCCUGGGAACAGCGUGGUGAGCGCGCCCGACCAUCAUGCCACGUUCGUUCCUCGUUAAGAGCAAGAAGGCUCACAGUUACCACCAGCCGCGUUCCCCCGGACCCGACUACUCCCUUCAGCAGGAGAUCGUACAGGCGCCAGGCAAAGCAGACAGUACUUCGGACACAUUGGAGGCAAAAGCAGAGCCCCGGGGCCGUUUGUCCCCCGAGUCGCAGCUGACCGAGGCCCCUGAUAGAGCCUCCGUGUCCCCCGGCAGCUGUGAGGGCAGUGUCUGCGAUCGGAGCUCGGAAUUUGAGGACCUCUGGAGGCCUCCGUCGCCCUCUGUGUCUCCAGCCUCAGAGAAGUCUGUGUGCCCAUCGCUGGACGACACUCAGCCCUUUCCCCUGCCCUUCAAGCCAUACUCGUGGAGCGGCCUGGCGAGUUCUGACCUGCGAAAUUUGGUGCAGAGCUACCGGCCAUGCACGGCCCUGGAGCGUGGCGCUGGCCUGGGCCUCUUCUGUGAGCGCACCCCGGAGCCAGGCCACCCCGCAGCACUGUACGGCCCAGAGCGGACAGCGGGCGGCGCGGGGGCCGGGGCGCCCGGGGGAGGUAGCGCAGGAGGCAGCGCGGGCCUGGGGCUCUACGGCGACUUCGGUCCGGCUGCGGCAGGGCUAUACGAUCGGACGACGGCGGCAGCAGGCGGGCUGUACCCAGAGCGUGGCCACGGGCUGCACGCGGACAAGGGCGCUGGUGUCAAGGUGGAGUCGGAGCUGCUGUGCACCCGCUUGCUGCUGGGCGGCGGCUCCUACAAGUGCAUCAAAUGCAGCAAGGUGUUCUCCACGCCGCACGGGCUCGAGGUGCACGUGCGCAGGUCUCACAGCGGCACGAGACCCUUUGCGUGUGAGAUAUGCGGCAAGACCUUUGGGCACGCGGUGAGCCUGGAGCAGCACAAAGCCGUGCACUCGCAGGAACGGAGCUUUGACUGUAAGAUUUGUGGCAAGAGUUUCAAGAGGUCAUCGACGUUGUCCACACACCUCCUCAUCCACUCUGACACCCGGCCCUACCCCUGUCAGUACUGUGGCAAGAGGUUCCACCAGAAGUCAGACAUGAAAAAACACACCUUCAUUCACACUGGUGAGAAGCCCCACAAGUGCCAGGUGUGCGGCAAGGCAUUCAGCCAGAGCUCCAACCUCAUCACCCACAGCCGCAAGCACACUGGCUUCAAGCCCUUUGGCUGCGACUUGUGUGGGAAGGGCUUCCAGAGGAAGGUGGACCUCAGGCGGCACCGGGAGACGCAGCAUGGGCUCAAGUGAGUGCCCUGGCUGGCCACAAGCAGCUGUAACACAACACUAGGGAGCACAGCCUCCCCACUUGCCACCACCCACCUCUGACUUCUCAGGCCCCCCAGUCCAGGCUGCAGAUCGCAGCAGGUGAUCCUUCUUCGCCUUACUUCCCAGAGCUGCUGGAGGGAAUACGUUACCUUUUCAAAGUUCGCCCUGGAGUCGGAACCAAAUGACUUACUGUACUUUGGACACGAAGAAUGGGCUCCUCUACACCUGAAGACUCAAAGUCAAGAGGGGCUCAAAUAAAAUCUUGGGCCCCUCAGUCCUUCCUAUUCCCAGCUGUGCUCCAAAAUCAGGAGGGUCAUUCCAGUUUCUUCCCUCCUCUUUCUGAUCCACCCCAGAUACUGGUGUGGAAGAAGAAGAAUCACCUUUACAAGGUAGACAGACGCUAAUUUUUAAAAAUAUAGAAUGAAGAAUGAGUGUUAUUUUUCUUUUUUCCUUCUGGGGAGUCAGUUGACCCCUUUCUGUUGGGUGCUGCCUAUAAAUCUUGGAGGAAUCAUUUCUGCCACUGGAAGACUGGCUCAGAAACUGACUUGGGGAAGUAGUUUCAUACUUCUGAAAUUACAAGAUACACUGUAGGGCCUGUCCCAAGAAAGAGCUGAAGAAAAGUGGGCCUGGUGUUGAGAAGAGAUUAGAGGCCUCCAAGCUUGUGAAGGCUUCAUCGGAGGAGGUGGAAGCACAGAGCAGCGGCCUUUGGACACAGUAUCAUCCAUUCACAGCAAAUAUUUGUUGACCACUGGUUACCAUGGUACCUGGCCCUAUGCUAGGUACUGUGGAGCCAGAGAUUAAGGUCUCAGCCUCUGCCCCCUGCAUUUCAAAAACUAACAUUCGCACCUCCAAGUGGCUGGAUCUGUUCUUUCCGUCCAAAGGAAUUCUGAGAAGGCAAAAUAGUCUUGAACCUUCUCUUUUGACCCAUUUGGCUUUUGUCAAGCAUAAGAAAAAAUAGCUGAACAAAUACUUCAAAGAUUUGUGUGUAUAUUCAGUUUUUUUAUUGUUAAGCUGAUUUUUUAAAGAUGUCUAAGCUAGCAGGCAUGUGGGAGUGAAGGCUCUGUCUUCCACCCUUCCCCCUUCUAUGUGUACCGCAGAGAAGUGGUAAUUUCCUUUCAUGAAGUUUAUAAAUGUUUUUUAGGUCUUCUGAAAUGCAUUAUGUUAAUACGUAUUUAUUAGAGUGAUGUUUUAAGUUAAUAAAGUAUUAAGACUCUUACAUACUGCUUUUUCAUGUGUGCAGGGGAUUUGAGAAAGACCCUUGUUUUAGUCUGCAGGGGGAGUUGGCACUGAAGAAACUACAGAAGUAGCGCAGAGGAGCCAACAUCCAGACGAGAGUAACAUCCAGUUGCUCUGGUUUUCCUGUGCUUUUUUAUUUUCUUCUAUUCCUCAGAGAUCCUUAUUUCUUAAUAGGAAAUUUAGGAGCUCCACACUAAGCUCCAGCCUAGGAGACUCCCUGAUGGUCCCAUAUGUGCACGGGCUCUUCUGUGUGUUUCAGGGCUGUUUUUUUUUAAUAGGCCAGAAGGCUCUGGCAUGAGUAAAGAAAUCACAAGCCUUGGGUCCAGAGAUCGAAUCUUAGUCACAGCUCUACCACCAGUACCUCACGUAACUUGGUCAAAUCCUUUGACCUCCCUGACACUGGUUUCCUUGAUUUUAACCUUUAGACACGGAUGUAUCAUCCCACUACAACCCUGACCACUUUGGUUCUGUGGAGAGUAGCAAGGAAAGAUAGUAUCUGAGAUUGGUUAGCUGCCUCACCUGAGGUAAGUGGGCAAUCUAAAGACACGUGAGGGGCAGUAAAAUUGGGAUCUGGGUUAUUUCUGGCUCUAUCCCACCUGUGGGAAUUUCUUGCACAAAUCAAUCCCUUAAACUGGAAUAAGGUCCUGGCCUAAACCCCAACUACCUGUGCUUUUUCUAACAUUUCCCAGCCAGGGUAUGAAUGGCCCAUGACGACCACCGGCAGACUGUCCAUGUCUAUUCCAAUCAACCUCACACAUUGAUUGAACACCUGGUGUGUGCCUGGACUGUUCUCAGUUCUGGGAUACAGCAGUGGCCACAAUGUCCUGUGGAGUUCUAUUUAUUUGGUACUGCUGAACCUUCUAGAACCUGGCACACAGUAGAGAUCAAUAAAUAUUUGGUGAGGUCUUAAGUGACUAAGCAGACAAAAUAAACUCCUGCUUGAUCCUGGCUGCUCUGCACAGCACAAAGGGAAGAGAAAUUGCUCGAAGGCCCA
Phyllostomus discolor (pale spear-nosed bat) is the source of this 3708-nucleotide messenger RNA. It is a transcript of the gene GFI1, whose product is annotated as growth factor independent 1 transcriptional repressor. Gene Ontology annotation, cellular component: nucleus. Bases 204 to 1460 code for a protein of 418 amino acids. The transcript has 7 exons. The record is from RefSeq and is a predicted model, not a curated record. NCBI's taxonomy places the organism in Eukaryota, Metazoa, Chordata, Mammalia, Chiroptera, Phyllostomidae.